Scheffersomyces coipomensis is the source of this 2346-nucleotide messenger RNA. It is a transcript of the gene RTT101, whose product is annotated as cullin. The transcript has a single exon. Lineage: Eukaryota; Fungi; Ascomycota; Pichiomycetes; Serinales; Debaryomycetaceae. The record is from RefSeq and is a predicted model, not a curated record. Gene Ontology annotation, cellular component: Cul4-RING E3 ubiquitin ligase complex. Bases 1 to 2346 code for a protein of 781 amino acids. Gene Ontology annotation, biological process: DNA damage response; ubiquitin-dependent protein catabolic process; protein ubiquitination. Gene Ontology annotation, molecular function: ubiquitin protein ligase binding.
AUGAAUGUUCUUGAUUUAGCUGGUACGAAAGGUCCUUUGAGUUAUAGCUCCAGAUCACAUACACCUCAAGAUGAAGAGAAUGAUCAAGACCAUUAUGAAGAUGCUAGUGAUGAAUUACUCUCCACCUCCAAAAAGAGAAGUAAAUCAAGUCAUCAUCACGAUCAGCAUAAUAAUUCCACUUCCAACGGGUUGAAUAAAGACGAUAUAGAAGCAUAUUUCACCAAUUUGAUUGCAGAAUGUGACGAAUUGAUUGAACUUGUGGUCAAUGAUAAACCAUUAAAACAUACCUAUACAGAAUAUAGUCGGAAUGUGGAGUUAGUAUGUCGAAAAAGUUCCAAAGAACAAAGUAAACUAGUGACAAAGAUAUAUGCUGCUUUAGAUCAGAAAUAUAAAUCAAUUCAUAAUUCGAUCAUGUCUGACAUUAAAGAAUACAAAGAUAUGAAAAAAAAAUUCCCCUUAUCUUUGUUUGUCAUUAAAGUUAGUGAAUGGGAAAAGAUCUUGACUCAACUAAGUACGUUAUUCAUCUACUUGGAUCGUACUUAUCUUAUUUCUCAUACUCGAAAACGUCCUAUCAGACAAUAUGGUGCUGAUAUGCUUAUGGAUGAUGAAAUUUUGACUGGUCCUAGUAUCAAAGCUUUCUUUGAUAAGCUUGCAAACUACAGACGUGAUAGAACUAUAGAUACCACCACUUUAAUCGAAGCUGGGAUUUUGAUUCGAAGAUUUCUUAAUACUUAUGAUUUCGCCAGAGAAUACAACCAAGAAAUUACUAGAUUUUCAACUAUAAAACCAAUGAAUAGUUCGUAUUUACGAUAUAUUUUAACUGAAAUUGAAUUAGAAAUGAGAUUUAUAAAAGCUUGUGGGUUUGAUAAGUUUUUCCGAGAUCAAAUGUUUAAUAAAUUUCAACGGACAUGGAUAUUUCGAGAUUUUAAUUUGAUUGUGAAUCCUAAUUUUAAAGAUAUUUUACAAUCUCCUGAUCUUGAACAUGAAUUUAAUAUCUUAUUAGAUUAUAUCGAUGAAUGUAAUAAUGAUAAUAAUUAUCGAGAACAAAUGGCAUAUCAAUGGAAACGAUACUUGAUUAACCAAUUUGAUGAACUUUUGAAAUCGGGUGUGACAGAGAAGGAUAAAUCCCCUAUAAUCAAUCGAAUAAUAGAUGAUUAUAAUAGAUAUAAAACCAUGAUAAAAGUCAAGUUUAGGAAUUGGCCCCAGUUUGAAGCCAACUUGAAAAAUGCCUUAAAGGAGAACAUUAAUAAAAUAGAGUAUAAUCUUGUUAUAUUUUCCCAAUUAUCAAAAUACGUUGAUUCAUAUUUAAGAAACACUUAUAAUAACAAACCUCAAACCCAAUCAUUUGAAGUAUUCUACACUAAUGUGAUAAGUUUAUUCGAAUGUAUCAGGAAUAAAUUUGAAUUCUUAACGUUUUAUAAACUUGAUGUUUCAAAGAGAUUAUUGAUAUUUAAAGAAAUGGAUUUAAAAUAUGAACAAGAGUUAAUCAAAGGAUUUGGUGAACAAAUCGGAGAGAAUGAUGAUGUUAUUGGAAGUAUGAAGAAGAUGAUUAAUGAUGUGAUUAAAUCCCGAGAAAAGUUUAAUAAAAUCAUCGAAGAUAUUGAUUUUAGUUGUUUAGUAUUGGAGAAAACAAAAUGGCCCACUGUACCUCAAUCUCAUAAUACUCCUAUUAUGUUGAAUGCCAAAUUACAAACUAUUAUUGAUUCGAUUGAUACCGCUAAGAAAGAAGAUCAUAAACUUUUAGAUUGGAAUUAUUAUAAUUUCCAUCAAUUAUGGAUAAAGUAUAAUAUUGGAUCAGUUGUGAAGGAAUUAUAUGUUAAUUUAUUUCAGGCUAAUAUAUUACUUUUAUUCAAUGAUCAAGAUGGGUAUGAUAUUUCACACAUAUCACGCUUGACUAAGAUGUCACCGAAUCUUGUUAAGAGAGUAUUGAAUUCACUAAGUACUGAUAAGUCUAAGAUUUUAUUUCAAGACGGUACUCAAUAUAAAUUGAAUUUUGGAUUCAAUGAUAAAUCAACUAAAAUCAGAAUACCAUACGUUAGAGAAAGAGAGAUUUCCACUACAACUAAAGUCUCCGAGAACCAAACAACUAGUUCCAGAGAUACGAUUGAUAGUGAUGGAUUACAACUAGUUCAUGAAAUGAGACAAAAUGCUUAUAAGAGUCAAUUAGUAGGGAUCAUGAAACGAGAACGGAAAGUCAAAGUAGUGGAAUUGUUUAAUAUUGCCAUUGAAGCAUUAGAGAAGAAUGGACCUGUUGCUAUCUCUGAUUUGAAAACAUGUUUAGAAAGCUUGAUCUCUGGAGAAUAUAUCAAAAGAGUUGAUCAAGAUUAUGUGGAGUAUAUCCCCUAA